This is a messenger RNA of Paramuricea clavata, 1206 nucleotides long. The record is from the annotation of a GenBank genome assembly. NCBI's taxonomy places the organism in Eukaryota, Metazoa, Cnidaria, Anthozoa, Malacalcyonacea, Plexauridae.
AUGUUUGCAAAGAGAAAUUCUAUUCCUAAUAUGUUCAUGCUGGAUAGCACAGGAAAGGAACAGAACUUGAAUGGAGUACUAAAUAUAUUAUCCGUAGCACCACAUGCUGUAUGGGGAAUAACUUCUUCAUUUCGAUUGUAUGUCGUAGGUAGGUUUCUCCAUAGUUAAUGAAAUAUAUGUUUUGGGGAAUUCGUUGGUUUAUGUUCGCUUUGAUAUAUGUAAAAAAAAUAUGGUAAUUCCUUACAGUUAUCGUACGUAUUGUAUUUCCAGAAUUUCAAAUAAUACAAAAAAAUCAUUAGAAGGAAUUAACUAAUUAGAGCAAAUUAAGAGGCAAUUUUUUUUAAUUUUGUGUAUUUGCGAUGAAAAGUGUUCAAAAACAAAAAUCGUUUCGGCGUUCCUCUCAAAAUUACUUUGUUUUGCUUUAUUUUGUAGUUUAAUUAAACAGUUAGCAACAUUUUUAAAUGCAUCUGGCGAUUGAAAAACAGAAAAUAAUAGUUAAUUAUUGUCAAUUAAAAAACUCAUUAAUAAUUUAUGAGGAAAAUACAAAAGAAAUGAUUGUUUAAUCGAUGUUUGCAAAUCGAAUACAGAAGUUCAUCAAACGGGGAAAGAUGUAGUCUACAGUAGUCAUUAGUUUUACGCGCGUGUUAUGUCAUAUAUACAAAAGAUUCUCUGAAUUAGAACAAAUUAAUCAAUUUAAAGUCAGGUAACUUUUUAAAGCGCGGUUCCCAUGUUUGUUGUAAAUAUUCACAAUUACGUCGGUCAACUUGGACAUUACGUUGCAUUGCAUGUGUUACGUUGGUCAAGUUGCUUACCUCGUUGUUGACAUGUUGUUGCCAAGCGGUGAGAUAGUACGCUUGUAGGCCUAAGGUCAAUGCAGAGUUUGUACAAUGAACUUUUUUCAUUCUAGAACAGGAAUACUUAGCGUUUGGUAGUGACCAUGUUCCCUGGACAAAAGUUGGUAAUGGUUAUAAAUUUCUUGACUUCUCGGUGCCACGAAAAGGGUUCGUUGUCAAAACAAACGAAACAUUUUGUGUUAGGCUAGGAAUUACAGAGAAUAAUCCAAUAGGCGAGGAUUGGUCAUGUCAGGUAUCGUCUGAAACUAUUCAACAUUUGUCCUGUGGCGUAACUGGAUGCUUUGCAAUCAUUGGUGGUAUACUUCAUUUUAGACAAGGCAUAACGGAUUCUGAUCCCCUUGGACAGGUAUGA